Gossypium raimondii (Peruvian cotton) is the source of this 679-nucleotide messenger RNA. RefSeq lists its product as uncharacterized. Gene Ontology annotation, cellular component: endoplasmic reticulum; membrane; EMC complex. Gene Ontology annotation, biological process: autophagosome assembly; protein folding in endoplasmic reticulum. The record is from RefSeq and is a predicted model, not a curated record. NCBI's taxonomy places the organism in Eukaryota, Viridiplantae, Streptophyta, Magnoliopsida, Malvales, Malvaceae. Bases 130 to 492 code for a protein of 120 amino acids. The transcript is spliced from 5 exons.
GCAUUUAAUGGAAAGACGGGAUUAUUUAAGACUUGAUUAAAAUAAAAUAAAAAUUUCGAGUGGGCUAUCUCGAAGUAAAUUCUCAGUAGAGGGGUCUCGUAUUCUCCGAUCAUCUGGAAUUGACAGGUAAUGGCAGGACAGGGUGAUUCAAGUUCAUCUGAGAAGAAAUCAAAGGAAGUUAUGAAUGAUGUAUCAACUUUUAGAGCAGAGAAUUUGCAGAAUAACAUGAAAGUUGUAUAUUACAGCCGAACAUUUUUGUCGAUAAUCGGAGGGGCUAUUGCUGGGAUUUUAGGGUUGACAGGCUUUGUGGGUUUUAUAUUGUAUUUCAUUGUCAUGGCAAUUACUUCAAUUGGACUCAUAGCAAAGGCAAAGUUCUCCCUUCAUUCUUAUUUUGAUUGCUGGAAUCGGAUUAUACUCGAUGGAUUCUUGGGUGGGCUUAUGUCAUUUGUGCUAUUCUGGACACUUGCUUAUGAUAUCGUGCAUAUAUUCUGAGGAACUAUCUCCUAUGAUCUCGGCUGGAAAAGAAGCUGUUCUGUUUCCCUUGCUGCUGGCAUUUGCAAUCGGAUUCCAUAUUUUUGUUACCUUUUCUUCUUUACUUUCUAUUGCAUUUUAUUUUCCAUUUUCCUUUGUUCCUAGAUUCAACAAAUCUUGGAAUAAAACGUAAGGCAUAUUAAUUAAA